Molecule: messenger RNA, 1792 nt
Organism: Camelina sativa (false flax)
Lineage: Eukaryota; Viridiplantae; Streptophyta; Magnoliopsida; Brassicales; Brassicaceae
Source: RefSeq, a predicted model, not a curated record
GAGGGAGGUAUCUGAACCAUCUGUUUUCUCUCUGAAAUAAAAUAAAUAAAUAAUUUUUUGGGUAAUAUUCUAAACUUGCACAUUUGAUCUCUCCAUCCAGUUUUUUUUCAUCCUCUUAAGUUGUGAAGACUAAUCAAGAUUUAUUCUUUCUUCUGGUUUCUUUUCUUCCUUCCUCCUUUGUUUGACCUCCUCGUUUCUUUCCGCAUUUUCUCGGGAAAAAUCCAAUACACAAACACAACACACACACAAAAAAAAACAAAAAAAAAAAAGAUUGUGGUUUUCUGAUAGUCUCUCUAAUUAAAUCCUUUUUACCCAAUUGGUUCUGGCCUGAUUUGGCGCAAACCCUUUUCUUUUUUUUUGUUUGUGUUAAUUUGGAUUCUGGUGUUUUGGGUGGUGGAUCAGAGGAAGAAUAUGAUGACGAGUAUGGAAGGGAUGAUGGAGAUGGGUGUGUUGGAUGAUAUCAUUAGGAGAUUGUUGGAAGGUAAAGGAGGCAAACAGGUUCAGCUUUCCGAGAUCGAGAUCCGUCAACUCUGCGUUAACGCCCGUCAAAUCUUCCUCUCUCAGCCUAAUCUUCUCGAGCUUCAUGCCCCCAUUCGCAUCUGCGGUGAUAUCCAUGGACAGUACCAAGACCUUCUCAGGCUAUUCGAAUAUGGAGGCUAUCCUCCUUCUGCAAACUAUCUCUUCCUCGGCGAUUAUGUUGAUAGAGGCAAGCAAAGUCUUGAAACCAUUUGUUUACUCUUGGCUUACAAAAUCCGUUAUCCAUCCAAGAUUUUUCUCUUGAGAGGCAACCAUGAAGACGCUAAGAUCAACAGGAUUUACGGCUUCUAUGACGAAUGCAAACGGAGAUUUAAUGUACGUCUUUGGAAGAUUUUCACCGACUGCUUCAAUUGUUUGCCCGUAGCUGCUCUCAUUGACGAGAAGAUCCUUUGUAUGCAUGGUGGCUUGUCACCCGAAUUGCAAAACCUGGGGCAGAUCCGAGAGAUUCAAAGGCCUACUGAGAUCCCUGACAAUGGUCUUCUUUGUGAUUUACUUUGGUCUGAUCCUGAUCAGAAGAAUGAAGGAUGGACUGAUAGCGACCGAGGUAUCUCCUGCACGUUUGGAGCCGAUGUUGUCGCUGACUUUUUGGAUAAGAAUGAUCUUGAUCUCAUUUGCAGAGGCCAUCAGGUAGUGGAAGAUGGGUAUGAGUUUUUCGCAAAACGGAGAUUAGUCACAAUAUUCUCAGCUCCAAACUAUGGUGGAGAGUUUGACAAUGCCGGUGCAUUAUUGAGCGUGGAUCAAUCUCUCGUUUGCUCCUUUGAGAUUCUGAAACCGGCUCCAGCUUCUAGCAGUAAUCCUCUCAAGAAGGUACCAAAAAUGGGGAAGUCUUGAAACUCAAUAAAGCUUAUCAGGCUAGGCUCGGUGCAUUUCUUCAGAUGUGGUAAACUGCAAUGAAGAGGAGAACCUCAAAAGGCUACUUUACUUAGUCAUCAAAGAAGAAGAAGCAUCUGUAGAAAAAAACAAGAGAGAGAGAGAGAAAAAAAAACAAAGGUUGUUAAUCCAAAUAUUCUGUGUAUAGUUGCAGAAACAUCUCUUUUCUGCUUCUGGAGAUCGUCAUCAUCUCCUUUUGGUCUGUUCUAUUUGUCUUUCUUGUUUCGGUUACUCCUUUUUUUUUUUUUUAACACCUUAGUUUAACUUAGAGUGGCCUCUCCUCUUUUUGCAUUUAAUUUUCUUGUAUCAUCAAAUUCCCACAUUUCUUAAUCUUUUUUCCAUAUUGAAUUUGACUUUCAAUGUUUGGCUCUUUACUUUUCUGAUU